This is a messenger RNA of Dacryopinax primogenitus, 1257 nucleotides long. Its product is annotated as transport protein particle complex subunit. Gene Ontology annotation, biological process: endoplasmic reticulum to Golgi vesicle-mediated transport. The record is from RefSeq and is a predicted model, not a curated record. Bases 622 to 1032 code for a protein of 136 amino acids. Lineage: Eukaryota; Fungi; Basidiomycota; Dacrymycetes; Dacrymycetales; Dacrymycetaceae. Gene Ontology annotation, cellular component: TRAPP complex. The transcript has 4 exons.
CCCCUUCAACCACUCUGUAUUCCCUUUCUAGCUAGCCCCACUCCUUGACAUCACAUCCUACUCAAACAUAUCAUCGUGCAUAUACCGCCAUACCAGUAUACUGCCAUUUGUUAUCCGGAAGCAUGCUCACCCAUAGGAGGUUCACACAAGAGCUCAAUUAGACUAUCUAUUGUAUCUACGGUACAGUAGGAGUCACUUCACUGGGUGCUCCUGAGAUGUGGCAAAGUCAAGGUGUGCCGUUGCCAACCAUACUUGUGCCCAUCUGUCCUUGCCAGUUUGCAAGCUGGUAGUUAGAGUUAGAGGAACAGUCUCUGGAUCUUCCAUAGGAGGUAGUUGUGGUUGAACGGGAGGCGCAUAAGGAAGUAUCCCCAGGGCAGCAUCCAUGUCAAUAGUGGAAACGGGGAUGUCGUAAGAGACAAUUGUUUGUGUGCCAGCCAGUGGAAUGCCUCGAGUCAGCAGGUACGUUUUAGCUUCUUUUCUGUCUAGCUCCCAUUGUUUCCGGUAUUCUUCAUAGGUUGUCAUGGUGGAGGAUAAAGAGUGAGCGCAAGCAAAGGCAGGUGCUGCAGCUGGGCACAGUCAUAUCACACAGAAGACAGCGAAGUGUGGGCGGUGUCACCUUCCAUGGCCAUUUACUCCCUCUGGGUGAUCAACAAAGCCGGUGGGCUAGUCUACCAGCGCACCUUCAACGAGGGACUCGCACCCCUGACUUCGAACGACGCACUCGUGCUUGCUGGGACGCUACAUGGGAUUCAUGCGAUUACGGCAAGGCUAUCCCCUACGGGGAGCAGCUCGGGUUGUCAGGUCAUAGAGGCGGAGACGUUUAAGAUGCAUGUAUUGUUGACUGCGACUGGAACGAAAUUCGUACUCCUCACCUCUCCCGCCGAACCGCUCACAAACGCCGACCUCGUCCUCCGUCGAGUCUACGAAGCCUACGCAGACGGGGUCAUGAAGAACCCGUUCCACACUCCGGAGAUGCCUAUCCGCAGCGAAGGGUUCGACACCAGAGUGGCGGCAAUCGUCAAGGGGGCUUGAGAUUAAAGAGUGUUGGGAAUGGGAUGCAGUAGAUUGGGUCAAGGUACUGGGUGGCGCGGGAAGGAGAGAUCCGGGCGUGGGAUUGGUCCUGAUGAUGCUAGGGAUAGACGUAGGCGGAAGACAUCGGGAAGGGCAUGUCAGAAUCUGGUGCCAUCCGUCCCUUGCAGCAAACUCCCCUGCAGUGCGCGUUGUUGACAGGAGAGACGACAGAUGUCAUUGUUGAAG